GAAGGAAGGGCCACCGAUGGUUUGAUUUUGAGGAAUUCGAACUGUGUGAUGGUAGCUUUCUUCGGCAAAUUGUCUAAAAGCUUGGUAAGUUUUAUACCAAAACAGUUGUCACAAGAAAUCCUAUCACAGAAGCCACAAACUGCAGUACCCUUCUCCCAGCUUCAAGAGCAACGCAAGAUUUUAGAAUCAAAACUCGUUUCCAUCCUCGAUGGUUGCAACAGUGUCACCCAAAUCCAGCAAGUCCACGCUCACAUCCUCCGAAAUGGCCUUGACCAAUGCUGCUAUGUCCUCGCCAAGCUCGUACGCAUGCUCACCAAAUUCGAAGUCCCUGUGGGUGGUUAUCCUAGGCUUGUUUUUGAGCAGGUCAGGUAUCGGAAUCCAUUUCUUUGGACUGCUCUUGUUCGUGGGUAUUCUGUGCAAGGUUUUGUCAAAGAGUCGGUUUUUCUUUACGGUUGUAUGAGAAGAGAAGGUAUUGGACCUGUUUCGUUUACAUUUACGGCGCUUUUUAAGGCUUGUGGUGAGAUUCUUGAUGUGAAUUUGGGUAGGCAGAUUCAUGCCCAGACGAUUUUGGUUGGUGGGUUUGCUUCUGAUUUGUUUGUUGGCAAUACCAUGAUUGAUAUGUACGUCAAAUGCGGGUGCUUGGAUUCCGGCCGUAAGUUAUUUGAUGAAAUGCCAGAGAGAGAUGUCAUUUCGUGGACUGAGCUGAUUGUUGCUUAUGCGAAGAAUGGGAAUAUGGAAUCUGCAGGUCAGUUGUUUGAUGAAUUGCCUGUGAAGGACAUGGUGGCGUGGACAGCAAUGGUCACAGGUUAUGCUCAGAAUGCUCAGCCUAGAGAGGCGUUGGAGUUUUUUGAGAGAAUGCAGAACGCAGGUGUUAAGGUGGAUGAUGUUACAUUGGUUGGUGUCAUUUCUGCAUGUGCACAAUUAGGUGCUGCAAAGUAUGCUAAUUGGGUUAGGGAGGUAGCUGAGAGUUCUGGGUUUGUACCUGCUAAGAAUGUUGUCAUAGGAUCGGCCUUGAUUGAUAUGUACUCGAAGUGUGGGAGCCUAGAGGAUGCUUGUAAGGUUUUUGAGGCAAUGGAGGAAAGGAAUGUUUUUUCUUACAGUUCAAUGAUUGCUGGGUUUGCCGUGCAUGGUCGUCCUCAUGAUGCUUUGCAGUUGUUCAAUGAGAUGCUGGACACGGAGACCAAACCAAACAGGGUUACCUUUAUAGGAGUCCUUACAGCAUGCAGUCAUGCAGGAAUGGCAGAAGAAGGCCGUCAGAUAUUUGCAUCAAUGGAGGAAAGAUUUGGGGUUCCUCCAUCAGCAGAUCAUUAUGUUUGUAUGGUGGAUCUUCUUGGUCGAGUUGGGCAACUGGAAGAAGCACUUCAUCUUGCAGAGACGAUGCCCUUGGAGCCUAAUGCUGGUGUUUGGGGAGCAUUGCUAGGAGCAUGCCGCAUUCAUGGCAAUCCUGACAUUGCUGAGAUUGCUGCUAGCCAUCUAUUUAAGAUGGAGCCUAAUGCUAUUGGCAACUACGUCUUGCUUUCUAACAUAUAUGCAUCAGCAAGACAGUGGGAUGAUGCUUCGAGGAUAAGGAAGCUGAUGAGAGCUAAGGGUCUGAGAAAGAAUCCUGCUUGUAGCUGGUUAGAAGCAAAGAAGGGGGUAGUUUAUGAAUUCUUUGCUGGGGAUCUAACUCAUCCAGAGUCUAGUAAGAUCAUGCAGGUGCUUGAGGAUCUUCUGGAUAGAUUGAAGAUUAAUGGCUACCGGCCACACCUGAGUGCUAUGGCUUAUGACGUGAGCGAUGAAGACAAGAAACGUCUACUACUAACUCAUAGCGAGAAGCUAGCUCUGGGAUUUGGACUGCUUGGUACAAGUUCUGAUUCCAGCAUAAGGAUUAUGAAGAACCUAAGAAUAUGUGAAGAUUGCCACUUGUUUAUCUGUGGAGCAUCUCAAAUCACGGGAAGAGAGAUAAUUGUUAGGGAUAACAUGAGGUUCCACCAUUUCCGUGACGGGCAAUGUUCCUGUGGUAACUUCUGGUGAUUGAAUCUGGGAGCUGAAUUCUUGGGUUGGGUUUGGCCUUUUGAAUCCCCUUUGUAACAGGGAGGGUCUUGUCAUGAUACAGUAAUUUGCCUCAUCAAUACACUGAUACUAGAUAUCUAGCAAUUCUUUUCGUUCAUGUAGUUGGGUAAGGAACUUACAUGCUGCAAAAUUUUGGAAUUUGUAGCCCUCAUCCUCAACGAGAUUAUAUUAUGACAGAGUGAAGGAAAUGUCCAGGAACCCAGAAACAUAGUGUCAAGAUCAAACCCCGGAGUUGCAUUGCUUCAGAACAUGGGUACUGGCUUUUUUGAUCAUUUUUGUUGAUUUAUAGUGAAGUCUUUCUAAUAAUUUAUGUUCAUUUAUAGUCAAAAUAUAUACUGGGUUCGUUGCUUUCCUCUUCUCUUUUGGAAUAAAAGACUGUUAUAUAUACUCUCGAGGAAGAGGAAGAUGGCCGGCGCAUUGCAGCUAUGAUCCUUGGAAUAAAAAUUUCAACACCACGAGGAAUAUUGGUUUGAAUGAAGAGACUGCUGAUGAGAGACGAUCAACUGAAUUUACAUGCAAUAAACCUGAAAUUAACACACAGAGACGGG
Molecule: messenger RNA, 2600 nt
Organism: Rubroshorea leprosula
Lineage: Eukaryota; Viridiplantae; Streptophyta; Magnoliopsida; Malvales; Dipterocarpaceae
Source: the annotation of a GenBank genome assembly